Messenger RNA from Tupaia belangeri chinensis (Chinese tree shrew), 2678 nucleotides. RefSeq names its product UDP-N-acetylglucosamine pyrophosphorylase 1 like 1 (gene UAP1L1). NCBI's taxonomy places the organism in Eukaryota, Metazoa, Chordata, Mammalia, Scandentia, Tupaiidae. Gene Ontology annotation, molecular function: UDP-N-acetylglucosamine diphosphorylase activity. The record is from RefSeq and is a predicted model, not a curated record. Gene Ontology annotation, biological process: UDP-N-acetylglucosamine biosynthetic process.
CCAGAGGCACUGCGCGAGCACUGCCUGCGUGCGGCCGCCGCCUGCGCGCAGCCCUCCGGCCCCCAGCCCGACCUGGCCGCGCGCCUGCAGCCCCUGCCCCUUGAGCGCGUGGGCAGCGUGAGCCGCGUGGACCCAGACACGCGACGGAGCUGGGAGCAGGAAGGGUUCCGCCAGAUUGCUCUGAACAAGGUGGCCGUCCUGCUGCUGGCGGGUGGGCAGGGCACUCGCCUAGGUGUGACCUACCCCAAGGGCAUGUACCGUGUGGGGCUGCCCAGCCAGAAGACCCUGUACCAGCUGCAGGCGGAACGGAUGCGGGUGGAGCAGCUGGCUAGGGAGCGUCACGGGACCCGCUGCACCGUGCCCUGGUACAUCAUGACCAGCGAGUUCACGCUGGGGCCGACAGCUGAGUUCUUCAAGGAGCACGACUUCUUCCAUCUGGACCCUGCCAACGUGGUCAUGUUCGAGCAGCGCCUGCUGCCUGCCGUGUCCUUCGACGGCAGGGCCAUCCUGGAGCGGAAAGACAAAGUGGCCAUGGCCCCAGACGGCAAUGGGGGCCUGUACCGCGCGCUGGCCGACCACCAGAUCCUGGAGGACAUGGAGCGCCGGGGCGUGGAGUUCGUGCACGUGUACUGUGUGGACAACAUCUUGGUGCGGCUGGCGGACCCUGUGUUCAUCGGCUUUUGCGUGCUGCGAGGCGCCGACUGUGGCGCCAAGGUGGUGGAAAAGGCCAGUCCCGAGGAGCCUGUGGGAGUGGUGUGUCAGGUGGAUGGCGUGGCCCAGGUGGUGGAGUACAGCGAGAUCAGCCCUGAGGUUGCCCGGCUGCGCACCCCGGACGGGCGUCUGCUCUACAGCGCCGGCAACAUCUGCAACCACUUCUUCACACGAGGCUUCCUCCAGACUGUCACCAGGGAAUUUGAGCCCUUUCUGGAGCCCCACGUGGCCGUGAAGAAGGUCCCUUACGUGGACGAGGAGGGGACUCUGGUAAAGCCACUCGAACCCAAUGGGAUAAAGAUGGAGAAGUUUGUGUUUGACGUGCUCCGGUUUGCCAAGAACUUCGUGGCCUUUGAGGUGCUGCGGGAAGACGAGUUCUCCCCGUUGAAGAACGCCGACACUGCCGACAGGGACACCCCCACCACGGCACGGCGCGCCCUGCUCACUCAGCACUACCGGUGGGCCCUGCAGGCCGGGGCCCACUUCCUGGAUGAGGAGGGGGCCUGGCUCCCUGAACCCCCUGGCUUGUCCCCGGAUGAGGACCCUCCAGCUGUCUGUGAGGUGUCACCCUUGGUGUCUUACUCUGGAGAGGGCUUGGAAGUGUACCUGCAAGGCCGGGGGUUCCAGUCCCCCCUUGUCCUAAAUGAGGACCUGGCCAGAGUUCUGCAGCCACAGGAGUCCUGACUGCCCCCAGACCUGCCAGCCCUGCGUCCUAGGACACCUGACACUUCAGUCUGGAGGAUGUGACUUCUCCCGUCAGCCCAUGCACGAGAGACAGCCUUGUCCCCCUGUGGGCUUCUUCAGCUGGGCUCAGCCAGGAGGGGGCCUCAAGAAUGGGGACAGAGAUGGGCCUCUGGGUCCAUGGUGCUCCCCACCCAGGAUGAGGCCCUGUGCUGCGGGUCACAUGAGGGCACGGGUGGGUGGGCGGCUCCGUGCUCUCACGGCUGCCUUUUCCUCUUGGGUAGCUGAGCCAUAACUGGAUGAGGCUGGGGUGGGCACAGCCAGGUGGGCCCAGGCCAGCUUGCCAGCUCUGCGAGAGACGCCCGGCCCCACGGGAGCCACCUCUGCCUUCUCUGUCUACCUCCAUGGCCGCCGAGGCUGCGUGGCCCGAGUGCUUCCCGGUGAAGACUAGAGCUCUUGGAAGAUCUCGGUGCUUAGGCUUGUCCCCCGCACCCUGAGAUGGGACACAGCCACCCUGUUGGGUCCCUGAGACCCCCUGCACUCCGGGUGAAGCUGGGGAGACCCCUGACUCUCUCCUCCCCUGGAGCACAGGCCCCCCCCCUCCACAGAAGCACCUGUCUCUCCGGUGGGGGGUGAGGCCCCCAAAGGGAGGUGCUUUACCCUGCCCUGUGGGUUUCUCCGAGGGGUGCUACGGGGAAGGGGGCUCAGGUGAAGUGCAUCCUGGAGCAGUGUGCAGUGGUUCAGUCAGCAUGUCUAGAUGUGAGCACAAGGGCAGGCCCAGGCCUGUAUGCCACUGUGGGCGUCGGGUUCCCCAACAUGAGACCAGCCUGUGCUUCCACCAGGGUCCGCCUGGGUGCUGGCUGCAAGCUGUGUACUCCAAGGGCCAUGGCAGGACUGGGCAGGCGCCAGGGUAGCAGCUUCCACCACCCAGACCUCCUGUCUGCACCAGUGCUGUUGGGUAAAUUCUCAGAAUGUCUCACUGUAAGCAGUUUUCAGAUUACACCUUCAUGUGGAGCUGCAGAGAAAGCCCGAGGAGGUCCUAUGUUCCCUUCAGCAGUCCCUGAGGCUGCAUCUCCAUUAUAGGGCAGUGUCGGGCCCAGGGAUGUCUGUGAUGCCCACGCCCUCCACCGGUGGGCGCUAGUGCACUGACCACAGCUCCUGCCACCACAGCACCCCACGCCACGCCCCAGGCAACCACUGGUGAGGCAGUGGGGCUUUGAAAGGUUGCCAGCUCCUGGGGUUUCUGACUGGGAUGAGUCCAAUAAACAGCUAAGCUCUGCCUUGCA